GCGCGAGAGAGAAAUCUCCCCCUCCCAAAAUCACUGCAUCACAUAAACGAGGGGGGUGCCAGGAGGGGGGGUCCCUUCCGAUCCUCCCUCCUGACACCCCCCCAGCAGGCCCCCUCCCCCACCAUUGAAAGCCAUGAAUUUUGAAUUUGAGAGGGAGAUUGGGUUUAUAAACAGCCAGCCAUCGCUCGCGGAGUGUCUGACUUCCUUCCCCGCUGUCUUGGAGACAUUUCAAACUUCAUCAAUCAAGGAGUCGACAUUAAUUCCUCCUCCUCCUCCUUUCCAGCAAACCUUCCCCAGCCUCCAGCCCAGCGCCUCCACCCUUCAGAGGCCCGGGAGCCAAAAGCUAGCUGAAGAUGGGCCCACUCUGCCGCCGCCGCCGCCGCUCCCCGCCGCCCCCCCAGCCCCUGAGUUCCCCUGGAUGAAAGAGAAGAAAUCCGCCAGGAAACCCAGCCAAUCCGCCGCGGCUCCUUCCCCGGCCGCCUCCACUGUCCCGGCCUCUGGGGUCGGAUCGUCUGCAGAUGGCCCGGGACCGCCGGAGGCCGCCGGCGGCGGGGCGCGGAGACUGCGCACCGCUUACACCAACACGCAGUUGCUGGAGUUGGAGAAGGAAUUCCACUUCAACAAGUACCUGUGCCGACCGCGCCGCGUCGAGAUCGCGGCCUUGUUGGACCUCACGGAGAGGCAGGUCAAAGUCUGGUUCCAGAACCGGCGCAUGAAGCACAAACGGCAGACGCAGCACCGGGAGCCAUCGGACGCGGACCCAGCUUACCCGGGCGCCUUGGAGGACACCAGCGACCCCGUCGAGGAGCCUGCGACCAGCCCUGGAGGCCCCUCCGCUUCGCGGGCGGCGCGGGAAGCCUAUUCGCACCCACUGGAGGUCUCCUCGGGGGACCGGGGUGUCCCGCGCCCCCGGCCUUUGGGGGCUCGUGUGGAGGGUGCGGGCGUACCAAGCCCGGGCUGCGCGCUGCGCGGGUCCGGCGGGCUAGAGCCCGAGCCGUUGCUGGAAGACGCCUUCCCCGAGCGGCAAGAUUCUCCUUUCCUGCCCGACCUCAACUUCUUCGCGGCGGACUCCUGUCUCCAGCUCUCCGAGGGCUUCUCCCCCAGCCUGCAGGGCUCGCUUGAUAGCCCGGUUCCCUUUUCGGAGGAAGAACUGGACUUCUUCACCAGCACGCUCUGUGCCAUCGACCUGCAGUUCCCCUAACCCGUUCCCUCCUCCCCGGCCCUUUUGACCCCCGCCCCUUGGGUCGUCUGCUGGAAAAACCGAGGACCCCCCCUUUCCCCAAGUCGCAUAGACUUCUUUAUGUGUUUUGCUGACAUUCAGGUAUUAUUGAAUUAGCAUUUAACCCACUCCCUUUCUUCUCUUUCUAAAAUAUUGGGCACUCGGGCUUCUUUUAAAUAUCACACAAAAAAAUUCCGUUUGGUAGACUCCUUCCAACGAAAUCUCAGGAAUAAUUAAACUGGGGGGGGGGCUUUCUCAAAAAGAACUAGAGGGACCUAUUUUCUCUCUCUCCCUGUUUCUCUUUCAAGUUUUAGACUGUAGAUUAUUUAUUAAAAUUCUUUAAUAGGAAAAGGGGAAAGUAUUUAUUAUACAUUAUUUUCAUAGAUUAAAUAAAUGUUUUUAUAAUACAA
Choloepus didactylus (southern two-toed sloth) is the source of this 1629-nucleotide messenger RNA. It is a transcript of the gene HOXB2, whose product is annotated as homeobox B2. The coding region runs from base 134 to 1201 and encodes 355 amino acids. Gene Ontology annotation, biological process: regulation of DNA-templated transcription. The transcript has 2 exons. The record is from RefSeq and is a predicted model, not a curated record. Gene Ontology annotation, molecular function: DNA-binding transcription factor activity, RNA polymerase II-specific; DNA binding. Lineage: Eukaryota; Metazoa; Chordata; Mammalia; Pilosa; Megalonychidae.